Molecule: messenger RNA, 696 nt
Organism: Saxophila tyrrhenica
Lineage: Eukaryota; Fungi; Ascomycota; Dothideomycetes; Mycosphaerellales; Extremaceae
Exons: 2
Coding region: 1-696 (231 amino acids)
Cellular component (GO): outer membrane
Source: RefSeq, a predicted model, not a curated record
AUGUCCGGCCCGUACGACAAUAACGGCUAUGGACAAGGAGGUUAUGGGGGUACUCCAUAUGGGUUUGUCCUUUCGCGUACGAAUGAGCGACAGGUCUUGGACAACGCUGACAUUGCGAUCAGACAACCUGGCGGCUAUGGAGCUCCACCUGCCCCAAAUUACGCUCAAGGCGGCUACAACCAGGGCGGGUAUUCUGGGCAAGGAGGUCCUCCGCAACAUGGAGGUUUCACACACGGACAAGGCGCCCCAGCAUACGGAGGAUCAGAUCCAUACCAGCAGCAGCAGCAACAGCAGUAUCCAUCGCAGCACCAGUAUGGAGGGGUGCCGAAUUACUCGGACCCAUACCAGCAACAGCAGCAGCAAUAUCCUCAGCAGCCGCAGUACGGUGAUCAGGCAGGCUACCCAGGGGGACAAGCGCCCCCAGCAGACUAUUCGCACGGCGGUCCUUGGGGCCAGGGCCCACCACCAUCCGGCAACCCAACAAACCCAUACGGCUACGAGCGUGACCCACAAGACCCGAACAAUCCGCAAGAAGGCGAGCGCGGCUUCAUGGGCGCCGUUGCUGGAGGCGUCGGCGGACACAUGUUUGGCAAGAGCCAUGGCCAUGGCCUGAUCGGAACGCUAGCCGGCGCGUUCUUGGGAUCCAAAGCGGAAGAUAGCUUCAAGAAGAGGCACAGCGGACAGGGCAGGUACUAG